UUUAAUAGAUUUUCCGUGCUAAAUACAUGAUUUUCAAUUUAACUUCUUACAUCUUUAGUUAUUUUAUCAUUAUUAUACAUUUACAUGGGUUGUACGUACAAAUGGUGUUAGAUUGUUACCAGAACCAAUAGACAGCAUGACGUGAGAAGAGGCCGAAGUCUCAAUUGUAUUGUAUUACGAUAGUCCUACCCUCCGAGCCGCGAUAAUUAUUUGCUAGGCGUUAAACGAACCGGUACCGACAAGGUGAAACCUAGGUUAAGAGAAAGACGACAAAUAUGUAAAAAAUGGUAAAACAUAAGCGAAAUAUAAUGUUUAUUGAAUGAUCGGCAUGGGCGGGCGGCGCGGGGCGUCCUCGACGUGGCGCAGCAUUCCGCCCGCGACCAGUGCGCGCCCGUCCCGGUCCGACACUCGACGUCGGCUCGUCCACGACACCACACUACCCUAUUUAAUUACGACCGUUAUUUAACCGGUAAGAAGCUGUGUUUUAAAGCUAAGUCGAAGGCUGUGCCAAAAGUGUGCCCGUUACGAGGGAUUUCUUCACCGUGCCGGUUAUCCUGCAGUGCGUAUCGCUGUCUCGCUCUAAAAUUGCGCAAUUCAAUAGCCGUCUCGCUCAUUCGUCUUCAGUAUCCACCAGCUGAAGUUCAGUUUGCAUUUCGUUUGUGAUUAAAAGUCGAGAUUAGCAGACAUCUUAUCUGGGUAACAUUUGUUCAGCAAACACAAUACGAGCACGACAUAGACCGCCAAAAUGUUCAAAACACAUUUAGACAUGAUUGGCAGAAACGAGACGCCGUCGAAGAAAGCCAGAUUUUGGCAGUCCUUCGUGCGUUCUCUAAAAGGUUCGGAAGACAUCAGAGCCGAGGAAAGGUACAGGCCAACACGCCGCAGCGUUUUUCCCGAACUCCUGUCGACCUACCCUUACUCCAAGUCGAUUUACGACGACCCUAUCGCUGCCGCUGAGAGGAUUACGGUACCCGGCUACCGUUACCUGCCUGUCCAUCGCGAGAUCUACGGCUACUCCCCGCGCCCUAUCUAUGCCCACAACUACCCUCGCUCUCUCGAUUAUUACAGGCCAAUCUACCACGUGCCAAGACGCGUGCGACGUGGAGUUGAUCCCUUCGACGCCCACAAGGCAUGGCAGGACCAUCUCGACAGGCUGGCUGCCAUCGACCGGCUGUACCCAUCUCGCUACGGACUCUACCUAAAGGACCGGGCCUACCCCAUCACCGACUUUACCGCACCCCUCAUCGACCCCCUUAAGCCUAAGAGUCUAAAAGGCAUCGAAUAUGAGCCGGACAACAAGCCCCACUGGGGAACAGGAGCGUGGCCGGCGAGGAUUUCCGACGUGUUCAAAAAGGACCCAUUUUUCGCUGAGGCCGAAAAAUGGGCAGGUUUUGAUCGCUCCCUCCGAGGAAAAUCUCCAACGCCAGUGAAGCCAAGGAUUAGUCAACCGCGUGAGACUGAGGUCGCUUUCGAUGCCGACGGUGCACCACUGUACAGCGUUGGCGGACUACGACGCAGGCCUUGGGCUGAUAUUUUCAACCCGAGCCCGUCUCUACCGAUCUCUGCAAUCACUCGUGACCCCUUCUGGCACGACUGGCCGGAGCUGAAGCCGAUCGCGAGAUGGGACCGCAGCCCGUCCUACAUCCGCGACUCGUAUCUGUCUCCAGUCAAACGGACCUUCCUCUGGGACAAGCACCCGAUCAGGCCGUUAGAUUUAAUGCUGGACGCCGAGCUUUCUGUGGGUGAACUCGGCAGGACUUUGCCAUUCAUCCGUAGCCUGUAAUGCAUUUGCAGCAGGUAUAUGGUAUAGAACACCUCACGAGUUUAUUAAGUAGAUAGUAGUUUUCUUGUGCCGUCAAAUUCAUUUCACGCGUGUUGAAUGGAAAAUGAUUUGAGACUUUCGUCUAGAUUAGAUAUUUCUGUAGUCUGUGUGAAUGUUUUACGAAUAUCCUAAUAGUUAUGACACGAAGCACAAUGACGAAAAAAAUUCAGUAUAUGUAUCAUCCGGUGGCACGUUCCUUCUCGACUAUAACUAUCCUGGUAUCCUGGUAAGACAUUAAACCACUUUCAUGAGUGUCUUAUUGAGUUCAUCUCUCAUAGAAAUUUAAAACACCAAGCCACUGCUUUGCUCUUUUUAUAAAAUGCAUGUUUUGAAUUAUAAACAUGAAUGACUUUGUUUUCUUGCAUUUUACAUAUUUGUAGAUUAUCUUUACUUUUUUAUCGAGCACAUGUCACUUAUCAUAUUCAUCAUGAAUUACUCAAAAAAAUCUAUUAUUUAAAACUACUUUAUCGCAAACAUAUAAAUUUAUUGAACACUAAAAUAAUUCAUUUGUGUGAUGUAUUUUAAUUUUGCAAUACCAAAUUCAGUUAAUAAGCUUAUCGUUUCCGUAACAAUAACAAGUUUGUUAAUAUUCCUUACAGGGUGUAGAGAGACCGUUCUCAAAAUCGAAAUUGGAACAAAGCACUACCUUAACGUAAUUUAAUUAUAUAAAAUUAACUUAUCAAAAAAAGCAUAAAUACUUAUUGUUUUAGUAAGUAAAUGUAAGAGUUACAGUAAACGAAAACAACACAGUAAACAAAAACAGCUGGACCAUGUCUUAACUAUUUAUUUUUAUUUAUUUUUUAUUUAUUUAAUAAGUUGCACCAACAAAGUGAUCAUCAAUACAAAACAUUGACAAAUUGACAAAAGUUCAUGGCAGAUGUCACCUCAAUUAUAGGUGCAAUCGACAUUGCAUUAACAUCAAAAAUAAAAAUGAUGAUAU
Messenger RNA from Bombyx mori (domestic silkworm), 2762 nucleotides. RefSeq names its product myofilin (gene Mf). NCBI's taxonomy places the organism in Eukaryota, Metazoa, Arthropoda, Insecta, Lepidoptera, Bombycidae. The record is from RefSeq and is a predicted model, not a curated record. The coding region runs from base 746 to 1783 and encodes 345 amino acids. The transcript is spliced from 7 exons.